Spodoptera exigua (beet armyworm) is the source of this 1841-nucleotide messenger RNA. NCBI's taxonomy places the organism in Eukaryota, Metazoa, Arthropoda, Insecta, Lepidoptera, Noctuidae. The record is from the annotation of a GenBank genome assembly.
UUAAUUUAAAACUCGAGUUCUAUUUCAGAAACUUUAGUUGCUUUUCAUGUGCUGAUAAAUAUUUUGUAAACACUGGUCUGCAAGUUGUAAAUAAUGGCACAAAGGAAAACACUUGUACAAAACACAGAUCUUUUCCCUAGGGAAAUAGAUAUCGAGAUAUGUUUGAAAACGUUGAAAAUAUAUCAAAAGUUAGAGGGUGAUGUGAAUUGUGUUGUUUGGGAUGCUGCGUUAGUUCUUGCGAAAUAUCUUGAGACUAUGUGCCAGAAUAAACCAGAGUUUCUUAGCGGGAUUAGAGUUCUUGAAUUGGGUUCUGGAGUAGGUGUUGUCGGUCUAACUGCUGCUACAUUAGGGGCACAAGUAACAUUAACCGAUUUACCAGAGGCUCUACCUUUGAUUCGUCUAAAUAUCAAUGAAAACAAAGCAAAGAUAGGCAGUAUGGGCGGUUAUGCCAUAGCGGAGUCUCUCAUAUGGGGGGAAAGCAGCUCACUUCUAGAUGAUGAAUUUGAUGUCGUGGUUUUGGCAGACUGUAUUUAUUAUGAAGAGGCUGUUGACUCACUUAUUGAAACUCUAAAAAAGUUAACAAACACACCAACUAAGAAACCUGUUAUGUAUUUAACACAGGAAAUGAGAGAUUCUGAUACACAGAGGGAACUAUGGACUUCAUUUUAUGGAAAGUUAACAGACAACUUUAAUGUGGAAAAAAUUCCUGAGGAAGAACAACAUGUUAAUUACAGAAGUGCUGAUAUAUUAUUGUUAAGGAUAAGUAAAAAAUAAUAAUCAAAUAUACACAAUACAAUACAGGAAUAUAGAUUAGAUACUAUUUAUUAUUGAAUAUAGGUACUUGCUUUCUACUGUGAUUUAGCCAGAUCAAAAUUUCUUGCCAGUCUUGCCAUAAAAAAAUAUAGGCCCAAGUUUGGCCUGUAAACAAGUAUCCAAAUAGGGUUUAUUUUGCAUUUAUUAUCAAUUAAGACUAACUAUAGGAUAUAGAUGUAUGAUGGGGUUAUGUUAUUAACUAGAUACUCUAAGUAUCUACGUGAUUUAAAAGUAUAUAAGUUUAAAAUUUAAGAACUUUAGUGGAGUCUAAAUUAGGUCGCCUUUCAUAAUAAACAAAGAUAAAGAGUCAACAUAGUUGAACUAAAUAAAUAAUAUGCCUUAUGCUUAGUGAAUAUUUUUAUGUAAGUAAAUUUUGCUUGGCAUACAGUGCGGCCGACGUAUCUUGGCGAGUCUAAAGUUAGCCGUUUGUCUGUGCAAUGGAUCUUUUAGGAACAAAAUUGUGUACUGCGCAGCUAAUCGGCUAACUUCAGACGCGCCAAGAUAUGUUCGGCCGCACUGUACAUACCUUAUUCAUUUAUACAUAUGUAGUGCCUUAAAUUAAAUAAUUUUGUAACUGAGAAAUAAUCAGCAAUAAAGAAAUUACUUUCUUUUAUAGCAAUUGAAAUAAUAAGCAACUUUUACGGGUAUUUUUCUUAAUAAGCAUAAUAUUUAAUAAUAUAAUGCAUAAUUAGGAAGUAGUAGGUGAUCUAAGUAGGCAUCCACUGCACAUAGGAGUAGAUUAGUACUGUUAUAAAUUGGUCAGGGAUAAAAUUAAGGAAAGCAAUAAACAAAAGAUUGGUUUGAAUGGAUUGGAUAUCUUGUUACAUAGUUAAUUUUAUUUAAGCCUCUAUGAAGUUAAUUUUAAAUACUUAACAUUUUUUAUCGUUUUAUAGGUAUUAAGUUAAGGGUACAAUAAUUAGUGCUAAAUUGUGUUUUUAAAUUAUUUAUUAUUUCUCAUCACAAAGUCUAGAAUGAUGCAUUAAUUAAUAAAACGGGUGGUCAGUUUGAAAAAUAUUUUUAAAGGGAAU